CUCACCACUCAAUAACCUACCUUCACUGAACUCCUAAAUCCUAAAACAAUCUGCAUCUCCAAGUGCUUUCUAUACCUUUAGAAAAAGAAACAUUUGAUCAUGGCCUUGAGUAUGGCAAAAAUUCUGCGGACUACUAAAACAGGCCUCAGGAGGUCUUCUUCAAGAACAAACAGAGAAAGCGAGGUUCCUAAGGGUCACUUUGCAGUUUAUGUAGGUGAGGGUGAAAAGAAGCGUUUUGUCCUUCCAAUAUCAUACUUGAAGGACUCUUCAUUCCAAGACUUGCUUAGUCAGUCUGAAGAAGAAUUCGGAUUUGAUCAUCCAAUGGGAGGACUCACAAUUCCUUGUCCCGAGGCUACCUUCCUUGACAUCAUCUCUAGUUUGAGUUGAUCUUUAGAAAAUACAGAUAGAUUAGCUUAGUUUAGACUUUUGUGAACAAUUUUUUGGGUGGAAAGAGUAUGUAAUCUUAUAAAGUUCAUUCAAAGAAUAUCAGAAUAUACUACAACUUCAUAC
Messenger RNA from Cuscuta campestris, 510 nucleotides. The record is from the annotation of a GenBank genome assembly. Lineage: Eukaryota; Viridiplantae; Streptophyta; Magnoliopsida; Solanales; Convolvulaceae.